Molecule: messenger RNA, 2193 nt
Organism: Dermatophagoides farinae (American house dust mite)
Lineage: Eukaryota; Metazoa; Arthropoda; Arachnida; Sarcoptiformes; Pyroglyphidae
Gene: Sans
Product: SAM_USH1G_HARP domain-containing protein Sans
Molecular function (GO): protein binding
Source: RefSeq, a predicted model, not a curated record
AGCAUCAUGAUGAAUAAUUAUUAUUCUGUUGUAUGUGUGCAUUGGCUAUAAUUUUUUUUUCCUUCAAAAUUUCGGGUGCAAUUCUCAUUUGGACACAACGCACACACACACCUGGACUUUUCAUGAAUUUUAUCUAUGAUGAUUUUUCCAUAAUACGUGUGUGUGUGUGUGUGUGUAUUAGUACACAUAAACACCCAUCAUCGGUGAUAUGGUCGAAUGAUUUUUCAUUCUCUAGACAAAUUUUUUUUUCGGUGUGUGUUUUUAAUUUUGUCAUCAUUCGUUCGUUCGUUUUGUUUUUUGGCUGAUCCACAACACAACGACAAAGCUUUGAUGAGCAUCAUUUUGUGUUUGUGAAUCAUCAUCAUCAUAAUCAUCAUCAUUGUGCUUUAACACAGGGAACACAAGUAAAAGUAAAAAGUGAUUUGGAUUCGUGAAAACAAAAUGGAAACAUCAGCUGAACGUAUUCGACAAGCAGUUCGUGAUGGUUAUCUGGAUAUAUUACGUAAUGCAACACGUAAAGAAUGUAAUCAUCAAGAUGAUGAUGGUAUGACAGCAACACAUUGGGCAGCAUAUAGUGGACAAUUGAAUGCAUUAAGAAUAAUUGUCGGUAGAGGUGGCGAUCCAGAAAAAUGUGAUUAUUUUGGCAAUACAUCAUUACAUUGGGCUGCACAGAAUGGCCAUUUGAAAUGUGUAUCAUUUCUAAUAUCAUUCGGUGUGAAUCUAUGGUCAAUGGAUAAUGAAUAUCAUAUGGCUAAAGAAGUGGCAGCAUUGAAUAAUCGUGAUAAAAUUGUCCAAUUAAUUGAUCAUGUUGUUGCACAACAAAGUGCAUUGAAUUCCAAGACUGUCAUAAAAUUAAAGGAAAAAGCACGUUUGGAAGCGGAAAAACGGAUAAAAUUAUUUCGAAAAAUGCAACAAAAAACCAUACGACAAGCGGAAAAAGAUGAACGUAAAAGAGUGGAAAAAAAUUUAAUGAAAAAAAAUUUUUGCCUCAUCAAUACAACAAUGGCCGGAUCGACAACAAUCAUUGAUAAUGAUCAACAGGCUGAUGAAUUAUUCAAUAUUUAUGAUACAUUGGAUAAAGCGGCAAAAAAUGGCCAACAUUCUAACAACAACAACAACAACAAUAAUGUUUUACCAAAAUUUUCCGAUCUUGUCAAUGGUAAUGGUGGUGGUGGUGGCGGUGGAAACGGAAAAACAUCCAUUACUAAAAUGCCAAAAAUUCUAUCAAAUGUCACACGUAAAGUACGUAUGACAAAAAAACAUGAUGAUAAUGACCAUGAUAAUAAUUCCAUCGAUACGAUAAAAUCAACAACGACCACCACAGCGAAAAAAGGAACAUGUCGUUCAAUACAAUCAAUGAUGAUGAUUGGUAUACGUCGUGAUGAUCAUAUUGUUUAUGUUCCGAAAUUUAAUUUUAGUGUAAAUGAUUUAGUUGCAGCAGCAGCAGCAGCAACUAGAAGUGAAUCUAAGAAAAAAGAUUCCACUGAUGAUGAUGAUUCAUCUUCAAACAACAAUGGUAUUGGUUCAAGAUUACCAUUAAAAAAUGUUUUCGAUUUUCAAUUACAGCAACAGCAAGAGAAGCCAGAAAGAUCAACUACGAAUAAUAAAUUGACAAGUACAUUCAAUAGAAAUCAUAUCAAGACAACGUUGAAAAAUAAAUUAUUCCGUAUGAAUAAAUUGGCCAACAACAACAACAACUCAACAACAUCGAAAACGAAACUGAUUCGUACAAGAUCGGAACCAGAUUUUCUUCAAAUUGAUUCGUUGUAUAAUAAAAUGAAUGAUGAUCAUGAAGAUGAUGAUAAAAAAAUCAAUAUGGAAACAAGCAGUAUAUUUGAAAGACCAGGAUUUGGAUCGGUUGCAUUUCGUGGAAAAUUUACACCUGAUUUAUUGUUUUCAACAACAUCCAAUCGAUAUUAUAAUCAACAUUCAGAUGUUGAUGAUGACGAUGUUGAAGAUGAUAAAGAAUCCAAAGAUUCAGGUCAAGAUCAUAAUAGCAAUGAUGAUGAUGAUGAUGACGAUAAUAGUAGUUUGAUAAAAAAUAAUCAUCAAAUAAUAUGGCAAGAACGUGACAAUAGUUUAACAAGUGAUAGUAUUGGUAGUGCCGGAAGUCUUUUAUUGAAUUAUUCCGAUAUUAUUGAUCAUCAUUCAGAUUUUGUUGUUAUCGGCGGUGACGAUGAUGAUGGUGAAUAA